Messenger RNA from Cyprinodon variegatus (sheepshead minnow), 926 nucleotides. RefSeq lists its product as uncharacterized. Lineage: Eukaryota; Metazoa; Chordata; Actinopteri; Cyprinodontiformes; Cyprinodontidae. The annotation marks the transcript as partial. The transcript has 2 exons. Gene Ontology annotation, biological process: negative regulation of DNA-templated transcription. The record is from RefSeq and is a predicted model, not a curated record.
AAAGUCCAGAUGCGGUCCCGGUCCCCCCCGCUCUGACCCCGCAGAGCGUAGAGGAGGAGCCAGAGGCCCCCGGGCCGUCGGCGCGGACCUUGGAGCGCUACCUGAACGACUCGCUGCACGCUUGGUUCCGGCAGGAGUUCCUGAUGGAGUACGAGGCGGAGGCCGGCCGCCUGCUCUGCAUGGUGUGCGGGGCGGAGCUCCCGUCGCUCCACCUGGAUCACAUCAAGAGCCACGUGCUGCAGACGCACCCCAACUCGCUGGUGUUCAGCUCGGAGGAGAAGCACUGCAUCCUGCAGGCCUGGGCCCAGAGCCACGGCGAGUCCGACUCGGCCAGAGCCGAGCCCACAGCAAACGCCAAAGGAAAGGGGGCGGAGCUUCUCUCAGGAGACCUUCAGGCCAACCAGACCGACGCGGACGAGUCCCCGGAGGGCGACGGCGCUUUAACUCAGGAUAUCCGCCUGAUCGGUGAGGACGGAGGGGUCGGGGCCCCUCGGCCCGCGGCCCCGCCUCUCCGGCAGCCCAGGAAGCGGCGGCUGCGAGGCGGGGACCCCUGGCGGCUCCGGCUGGACUACCUGGUGGCCUACGGGCCCCAGGACCAGGGCAUCUUCUGCAUGGUGUGUUCUCAGGUGUUAAAGGAGAGCAAGGUGAGCAGCUUCCGCCGCCACAUCCAGGAGUGCCACCCUGAGACCACGGCCCUGAGCCGACAGGAGCGAGAAGCCAUGGCCGCCGCCUGGACCAAAAACUCCUCUGCUGACGGCCUGCAGGCAGCAGACGGUGAGAAACGCCCUGCAGCCAUGUUGGAAAACAUCAGAAAGAUGCUGCAGCUUUAGCCUGAAUCAGAGCUGAAACGCUUCCUCAUCAUUCCUCCAUUUUAAUAGAAGCAGGGGCCCCCGGGGGGCCCCCUGGAAAAACCACCCGAGGCCCCA